GGCAUAAGGCGCGAGCUCGUGCGUUCUGUUGACUGUUUCGUGUGGCGCAAGGCGGCAAGUCACUCAUUUUGUUUUGUUGGGCGCGUGUUAUAUAUUUAUUAAUUUGAAAUCGUGACGAUGGAUAUCAAUUCUUUCAGCACAGUUCUUUCGAACAUUCUGAGUACUGAUAACCAGACUAGAAACAAUGCAGAGACCAUAUAUGUUAGAAUUCCAAUUAUUGAAAAAGUUUCCUUAUUGGUUACUGUCAUUGGAAAUGAUGGAGCACCACCUGAGCAAGCAGAAUUAGCUGCCGCUCUCUUAAGAAGAAUUAUCUGUGAUGAUUAUGAAGAAAUUGUUCAAAAACUGUCGCCCGAUGAACAGUGCCAAUUGAAAAAUCAGCUUCUUCAUCGAAUCCAGCAAGGUGUAAAUUGUAAUCUGAGAAGAAAGACUUGUGAUGUUGCUUCUGAGCUUGCAAGAAACUGCAUAGAUGAUGAUGGGAAUAACCUUUGGCCAGAGUUUCUAAAAUUUCUAUUUGAUUCUGCUUGCUCCCCGGAGGGUAUCCUGAGAGAAUUGGCUUUAACUAUGUUUGCAUCAGUGCCUGGAGUAUUUGGUAAUGAGCAAACUAGGUAUCUUGAAGUUAUUCAACAGAUGCUUUGUCGAAGUUUAACUGAUCAAGAAAGUAAUGUAAGGUAUGCUGCCGUGAAAGCAACUACCUCAUUCCUUUUAGCUCAUGAAAAAGAACUUCAUGUGUUGAAAAUGUUUAGUGAGUGUCUUACUCUGGUGCUGCAUGUUUUCAGUUGUGCAUUAGACGAUCCAGAUGCAUGUCCUGAUGAUAUUUUAAGGCACUUAAUUGAUCUUGCUGAAACUUGUCCUCAAAUUUUUAGAGGGCAGUUUGAUGUUUUAAUGCAACUUUGCUUAAAGGGCAUAACAGAAUCAAAUGAAGAUUCUUGCAAAGAUCUAUCUGUUGAAGUAAUAGUUACACUUUCUGAAACAGCUCCAGCUAUGGUUAGAAAAUUGGGCAUUAGACAAAUUCCUGUGAUAAUUGAUUCCAUUCUCAAGAUGAUGACAAAUUUAGAAGAAGAUCCUAACUGGGAUCUUACUGAUGAUGACAAUUAUGACGAUCAGGAAAGUAAUCCAGUAGUUGGAGAAGCAGCACUUGAUCGCCUUUCUUGUGCUUUGUCUGGUAAAACUGUUCUGCCUAUUGUACUGAAUGUAUUGCACGGAAUGCUAAGUUCACCUGACUGGAAACAAAGACAUGCCGCUUUAAUGGCAAUUUCAGCUGUUGGAGAGGGUUGCCAUAAACAGAUGUCUGCAUUACUACCUCAAAUUGUAGAGGUUAUUUAUCCUUUUAUGGAUGAGCCGCAUUCUCGUGUUCGCUAUGCUGCAUGCAAUGCACUUGGCCAAAUGUCUACUGAUUUUGCACCCAUUUUUCAGAAAAAGUUUCAUGACAAGGUCAUACCUGGCUUACUACGGCUGAUGAGUGAUUCCAGUCCUCGAGUUCAAGCUCAUGCUGGUGCUGCCCUCGUUAAUUUCUUUGAAGAAUGUCCUAAAACUGUACUUUCCCCUUACAUGAAGACUAUUGUUGAGAAGCUUGAAUCUGUUAUUACUUCAAAAUUGAAAGAGUUAAUGGAACGGGGAACAAAGUUAGUUUUAGAGCAAGCUGUUGUCACUUUAGCAUCUUUGGCAGAUAGUGCUGAAGAAAAGUUCACUGAGUAUUAUGAAAAGUUCAUGCCAUGCUUAAAGUACAUUAUCCAAAGUGCCAGUGAUCCUAAUCUGCGAGUUCUCCGUGGAAAGACAAUUGAGUGUGUCAGUCUAAUAGGACUAGCUGUUGGUAAAGAAAAGUUUUUAUCUGAUGCAAGUGAAAUUAUGGACUUAUUGUUGAAAGUACAAACAAAUGCUGCUCCAAUCGCAGAGGAUGAUCCACAGCUUUCAUACAUGAUAGCAGCUUGGGCCAGAAUUUGCAAAAUUUUAGGAAAGGCUUUUGAACCUUAUUUACCAUAUGUAAUGCAGCCUGUACUUAAAGCUGCUGCUAUUAAACCUGAAAUUGCCUUUGUGAAUUCUGAGGAUGCAAAAGUUGUUGAAAAUGACGAAGAUUGGGAACUGGUUAAUUUAGGUGAAAAGCACAACUUUGGCAUCCGUACAGCUGGUCUUGAUGAAAAAGCUACUGCUUGCCACAUGCUUGUUUGCUAUGCACGAGAAUUAAAGGAAGGUUUUGCUGCUUAUGUUGAAGACACAGUCAAAUUGAUGGUUCCAAUGUUAAAAUUUUACUUUCAUGAUGGUGUUCGUAUAGCUGCUGCUGAAAUACUUCCAUGUUUAUUGGAUUGUGCUAAAAUUCGAGGAGACCAGUAUGUUCAAGAAGUGUGGAGAUAUGUACUUCCUCAACUUCUACAAGCAAUUGAUUCUGAACCUGAAAUAGAAGUUUUAUGUGCACAAAUGGCCGCACUUGGGGAGUGCAUUGAAGUUUUAAAUUACCCAUGCAUUGCCCAUGAUGAUUUACUUGUGCUAGUUGGUUUAUUAAACAAAAGUUUAUUCAACCAUUUUUCGAGAGCUCAGACUCGUGAUCAAAAAAGAACAGAAGAAGAUUAUGAUGAUGUAUUGGAGGAAUCUUUCGAAAGAGAGGAUGAUGAUGACGUUUAUCUUUUGGGUAAAAUCGCUGAUGUUGUCUGCACCUUAACUGCAACGUAUAAGCAAGACUUCUACGUAUACUUUGAUAUGUUGCUUGUACCUUUUGUUCGCCUUCUAGAGCCUGGUAGACCUUCUACUGAUCGUCAGUGGUCAUUGUGUGUAUUUGCAGACAUCAUUGAACAUGGUGGACCUGCAUGCUCUAAAUAUCAACAGUACUUUCUGCAGCCACUUUUAUCAUCAAUAAGUGAUUCAGAUCCUGAUCUAAGACAGACUGCAGCAUAUACAAUUGGGGUGCUUGGGCAGUUUGGUGGGCCAGAGUUUGCUCAGUAUUGUAAAGAGAGUGUACCUCAAUUAAUUCAAAUCAUUAAUGAUCCACAAUCGCGAUCUGAAGAAAAUGUAAGAGCCACUGAAAACGCAAUAUCAGCUGUUACAAAAUUCAUGGCAUCUAACAAUUCACUUAUAAAUUUGAGUGAGAUGAUUCCUAUGUGGAUGUCGUGGUUACCAAUAUGGGAAGAUGGAGAAGAGUGCAAACAUGUUUUGGGUUUCCUAUGUACCUUGCUUGAAACGAAUAAUCCAGUACUUCUAGGAAAUGCGAAUUGUAAUUUACCCAGAAUAGUGCAUAUAAUUGCUGAGGCAUUUCACAAAGAAGCUAUUGAAGUUACUUCUGAUGUUGGACAGAGGUUAAUUGCUUUAAUGAAAGACAUUCAGAUUAAUGCUCAACUCUUUUCAAUCUGUGUUAGGCACCUAACGCAACAACAGCUAGCAGCCUUACAGUCAGCCUUAGCACUUCAAUAAAUUGAGAAAAGAAAAGAAACUAUCUUGUACAGAGACUAAAAACUGGUUGCUAUGACUUUUGUAGUGAAGAUUGUUAACUUAUGAUGUUCUGUUAACGCAUGAAAACUUCUUUGGCCUUAAUAUAAAUAUGAUCUACUUUUAUGAUGACUAAAUAAAUGUUUAAAUUUCCAUAA
Uloborus diversus is the source of this 3572-nucleotide messenger RNA. RefSeq names its product importin-5-like (gene Karybeta3). The transcript has 27 exons. The record is from RefSeq and is a predicted model, not a curated record. Lineage: Eukaryota; Metazoa; Arthropoda; Arachnida; Araneae; Uloboridae. Gene Ontology annotation, molecular function: nuclear import signal receptor activity; protein binding. Bases 118 to 3399 code for a protein of 1093 amino acids. Gene Ontology annotation, cellular component: cytoplasm; nucleus. Gene Ontology annotation, biological process: protein import into nucleus.